Paramecium primaurelia is the source of this 415-nucleotide messenger RNA. NCBI's taxonomy places the organism in Eukaryota, Ciliophora, Oligohymenophorea, Peniculida, Parameciidae. The record is from the annotation of a GenBank genome assembly.
AUGUAAAAACAAUUUAUGAAGUGUCCAUAACUAGUAUAUAUUUAAUCAUAAAUCAAAGAAUAUUGUCAUAAUAAAGAGAGGAAAUAAUGAAAGAAUUUAAUUAUCAAAAUUUUGUAAAAUAGAUAUCCUAAUUGGAUUAGAUAUGAAGAUGAUAUAUACUAUUAUAUAUUUAAACAUGACUCAUAUAUCAAAUUAUUGGAGUAAUUUAUACAUCACUGAUCAUGUUAAUGAUGUAAAUAACUAUCUAUAUUAGUUAUAUAUUCAAUAUAAGUACAUAGAUUUUAAAACAAUUGGCUAAAGAAUUCAUAAUCAAUAUUAAGAUAAGACUAAUAAUAAGAUUAUGGGAUUUAUGAUCUAACUUAGUCAACAAUCAUAAUUUGAAUUAUCAAGAGUAUAAUAUUUAUGGUUCUAAUGA